CUUUCACUUGAUUGUGCGAUGUGUUCCGAACGGUUUGUUUUUUCUGUGAUUUGAGAAACAAUGAGAGGAGUUGCAAGAAAACGUAGUUUUGAUAGAACAGUGGUUAAGAAAUGCCCAAAAUGUGAAAAACAGAUUCCCGUUGCUUGUAAGUUUUGUACCUGUGGUCAUCAGUUCUGGUCAAAGAAGUUUCCAACUAUAAUAUCAGGAUCACCAGACAAUAAAUCACCUACAGGUCGAGUAAGGCGGACGGAGCGAACCAGAAGAGACAGUCAGAGACCGGACUAUUUUAACUCUGUGGUCAUAGACACUCAGUCCAAAAGGGGAAGAAGAAAGUCCCAGUCGUUAGUUGCUCACCAUGUACAAGGGGAGAACACUCCUACCCCAGCUAAUUCAGACAGCAGUCCGGUGAAGCGUCGUAGAGGGAGACCCAGGGGAACACCCAAUAAACCCUUGCUACCAGACAGGAACAUCUCAAAAACACCCCCACCACCCUCUCCCCCACCCGUGGAGGAAGACAUGCAUGCAGACCUGCCCCCGGAAAGGAUAAAACAGUUCCAGUACAUACUUAUGGACCUAAAUGCCAAAUAUUGUACACAGAACUUCAACCCAAGCUGAUGCAUGAUUAUCUGUAGAGUAUAUCUAAGAAAAGGUCUAGAAAAACUGUACAGAUUGUUAGAUUUUGUGAUUGAAAGGCAUGUUCUGUUCUUUCAUAGUCAAUAAGUGUUACAUUGGCAAGAAACAUUAACAAAAGAAUGAUGAUGAUAUCUGUAUAUGUCUUUUUAUACACUUAAAACAGUAACAACUGCAAGUAAGAUUUUUUAAAAUGUUGAACUUCAAAUGUAGAGAAUAUAGCAGUUUUUACACACACCAUACUCAACGUUUUAUUACAAUGAAAUGGAUGUUCAAAUACAUUUAUAUAAUAUGGUAUAAAAGUAUAAGCUAGAAGUUGUUUCAUAAUGUUUAUCAUAAACAUAAAGAGUAACAGGUAUAAAAGGAGCAGUUUUAUGAUAAAAGAUCUGAUUUAUACAUGUUUAUACAGAAUGUGUUUUAUUUCACAUGAUGCUGUUUUCACCACAAGAAAGAAGGCCUUAAUUAUACAUUUAAACCUAGUUAUUUCAAACUCUAUGGAACCGAGUAAUAUUUUCAAGAUAUCUGAGGAUUCAAGAAAUGGUAUUACUGAAAUAUUUGUAUGAUAUUGAUAUAGCGACAUGUACCUACAACUAGAAAUUUUUAUUAAAUUCUUUCAGUAUUCA
Molecule: messenger RNA, 1253 nt
Organism: Saccostrea cuccullata (small rock oyster)
Lineage: Eukaryota; Metazoa; Mollusca; Bivalvia; Ostreida; Ostreidae
Product: UPF0547 protein C16orf87 homolog
Exons: 5
Coding region: 61-615 (184 amino acids)
Source: RefSeq, a predicted model, not a curated record